AUGAGGAAAUUCCUUUAUAUUAAAACUCUGCUGCUUCUUCCACCGCUACCAGUGCUGCUUGUGUGCUCGUUCAGUGCGGACGACUUCAUUGAAGCAGCAGCUGAGGAAGCAGUCAAGACUGAGAACAAGGAUCAUAUUAAUGUGAAGGUGGAAGGUCAGGAUGGUUCUGUUAUGCAGUUUAAGAUUAACAGUCAUACAGCACUUUGUCAACUAAUGAAAGCCUAUUGUGAAUGACAGGGUUUGUCAAUGAGGCAGAUCAGACUCCUAUUUGAUGGGCAGCCAAUCAGUGAAACAGAUACACCUGCACAGUUGGAAAUGGAGGAUGAAAAUACAAUUGAUGUGUUCCAGCCACACACAGGAAGUGUCUACUAA
Molecule: messenger RNA, 372 nt
Organism: Manis javanica (Malayan pangolin)
Lineage: Eukaryota; Metazoa; Chordata; Mammalia; Pholidota; Manidae
Source: RefSeq, a predicted model, not a curated record